Messenger RNA from Cyanistes caeruleus (blue tit), 3945 nucleotides. The record is from RefSeq and is a predicted model, not a curated record. NCBI's taxonomy places the organism in Eukaryota, Metazoa, Chordata, Aves, Passeriformes, Paridae.
AUGAGCAACGCCAGCAAUAAGAGAGCCCCAACGACGGCGACGCAGAGGCUGAAGCAGGAUUACCUGAGGAUCAAAAAGGAUCCCGUGCCUUACAUCUGUGCAGAGCCCCUCCCCUCCAACAUCCUGGAAUGGCACUACGUGGUGCGAGGGCCAGAGCUGACCCCCUAUGAAGGUGGAUAUUACCACGGAAAAUUAAUAUUCCCUCGAGAAUUCCCUUUCAAACCUCCCAGUAUUUAUAUGAUCACCCCCAAUGGAAGGUUCAAGUGCAACACCAGGUUGUGUCUGUCCAUCACGGAUUUCCACCCGGACACCUGGAACCCGGCCUGGUCGGUGUCCACCAUCCUGACAGGGCUGCUCAGCUUCAUGGUGGAGAAGGGGCCCACCCUGGGCAGCAUCGAGACCUCCGAGUUCACCAAAAGGCAGCUGGCUGCACAGAGCUUAGCAUUUAAUUUAAAAGAUAAAGUCUUCUGUGAGCUCUUCCCUGAAGUGGUGGAGGAGAUGAAGCAGAAGCAGAAAGCCCAGGAGGAGCUGAGCUCCCGGCCUCCCUCGCUGCCGCUGCCGGACGUGGUGCCGGACGGGGACGCGCACCUGGGCCACCACGGGCACGCGCUGCUGGCCGGGCAGCCGGCAGGCCCCGGGCGCGGCGCAGCGCUGCAGCAGCCCCACAGGAACCACGGACUCUUGGGGGGAGCCCUGGCGAACUUGUUUGUCAUCGUGGGCUUCGCCGCCUUCGCCUACACAGUCAAGUACGUGCUGAGGAGCAUAGCCCAGGAGUGAGGGCGUCCCCAGGACCAAAUUCCAGGGGGGUCUGGGCUCGGCGGGACUCGGCGGGGGCAACGUUUGGGGCUUUCGGCCUUGCCGGGUUGAGCUGGGGAUUUGGGUUGAGGAGUCGAAGCGUUGUUGGGGAGCCACUGCAUUUUGUUGCUUUGGUUUGUAGAGUUCUUCUCCAUCUGUGGUUUCAAAAUUGAAAAAUCUGCAGUAAAUUCUUAUUCCAUUGAGUUUUUAAUUCAGGAAAUUUGGGGGUUUUGUCCUUCUUGGGUUGUGGUGGGGUUUUGGGUUGAGGAGUCAAAGUGUUGCUGGGGAGUCCCUUUGGUUUGUAGAGUUCUCCUCCAUCUGUGGUUCUAAAUUUGGAAAAUCUUCUGUAAAUUCUUAUUCCAUUGAGUUUUUAAUUUGGAAAAUUUGGGGGUUUUGCCCUUCCUGGGCUGAGGUGGGAUUUGGGUUGAGGAGUCAAAGGGUUGUUGUGGCCCACUUUGGUUUGUAGAGUUUUCCUACAUUUGUGGUUCUAAAUUUGGAAAAUCUUCCGUAAAUUCUUAUUCCAUUGAGUUUUGAAUUGAGGAAAUUUGGGGGUUUUCCCUUCCUGGCUUGUGGUGGGGGUUUGGGUUAAGCAGGUUUUACGUCUCACUGAGAGGUCAAAGCAUUUUUGGGGAGCCCCUUUGGUUUGUAGAGUUCUCCUCCAUCUGUGGUUCUAAAUUUGAAAAAUCUUCAGUAAAGUUUUCCACUGAGUUUUGAAUUCAGGAAAUUUGGGAGUUUUGCCCUUCCCAGGUUGAGCUGGGGAUUUGGGUUGAGGAGUCGAAGCAUUGUUGGGGAGCCACUGCAUUUUAUUGCUUUGGUUUGUAGAGUUCUUCUCCAUCUGUGGUUUCAAAAUUGGAAAAUCUGCAGUAAAUUCUUAUUCCAUUGAGUUUUACAUUUAGGAAAUUCAUGGUUUUUCCCUUCCUGGGUUAAGGUGGGGUUUUGGGUUGAGGAGACAAAGCGUUGUUGUGACCCACUUUGGUUUGUAGGGUUCUCUUCCAUCUGUGGUUUCACAAUUGAAAAAUCCUCAGUAAAUUCUUAUUCCAUUGAGUUUUGAAUUGAGGGAAUUUGGGAGUUUUGCCCUUCUUGGGUUGAUGUGGGAUUUUGGGUUGAGGAGUCGAAGCGUUGUUGGGGAGCCCCUGCAUUUUGUUGCUUUGGUUCUUCCAUUCAGUUUUGAAUUCAGGAAAUUUGGGGAUUUUCCCUUCCAGGGUUGAGAUGUUUCAUUUUCAGUGCUUUGAUUUAUCAAAUUCUUCUCCGUCUGAGCUUUGAAAUUGGGAAAAUCUUCCAAUUUUGGCUCCGUUGAGCAAUUUUUACAAAUCCCCUCCCAUUCCUGCAUCUCCCUUGUGUUUUCCUUAGGGAAGAGGUGGGAAGGGAUCCAAGCAAAGAUUCCACGUGGAUUUGGGAAUUAGGGGUGGGUGAAGGUUGAUUUGAUAGAAAAUUUGGGGAUUUUAUUCCCAAUAAAUCGCCAUCCUUGUGUUCUGCUCAGUGCUGAUAAAUGGGAAAGAAAGAAUUCCAAAAUUUCCCUCAGAACUCCCACAAGCAUCACCGAGGGUUUGAUUUAUCAGGGAAAAACCAACUUUGGAAUUAGAGGGAAUUCCCACAUCCAGCCUUGGAUUCACGUUGGGGUUUUUCCUUUUGGGAGGGAAAUGAUAAAAUUUCAUUUUUGUCACAAGGGUGCCACUGGUGGGGAAAAAAAAACCAAUAAAAGUGCAGCCACCCCAUGGAGAGUGUGUCCCAAAAACUGGGGUUUGUGUCCCAAAAUUGGGGUUUGUGUCUCAAAAAUUGGGGUUUGUGUCCCAAAACUGGGGUUUGUGUCCCAAAACUGGGGUUUGUGUCUCAAAAAUUGGGGUUUGUGUCUCAAAAAUUGGGGUUUGUGUCCCAAAAAUUGGGGUUUGUGUCCCAAAAACUGGGGUUUGUGUCCCAAAAAUGGAUUUUUUUUUCCCAAAAUUGGUUUUAUCAUCCCAAAAAUGGGGGGUUUAUCCCAAAAAUGUUUUUUUGUGUCCCAAAAAGUGGUUUUAUUGUUCCAAAAAUUUGUUUUAUUGUCCCAAAAAUCAGCAUUUGGGGCUCUGGGGAUGAGGGAGCAGCACCUGGAAAGGGAGGAAUUCCAGGUUUGGAGUGGGAAUAACGAAGGAGCUCCUGCAGAGAGGCUGAGGCAGAGGUAAACCCCCAAAUUCAGUUCCAGUUGCUUCAAGUUUUCCUUCAAUUCCUGAAAAACCCCAAAUCCCAAUCCUAAAAUUCCUCUGGGAUUCAUCUGCUGAGGUAAAACCCCAAAUUUGGGUCCAUUUGCUUAAAUUUUACUUCAAUUAUUUUUAAAAAAACACAAAUUCCUCUGGAAUUCUGGAAAUAUUUUCCCCCCCAACCGCCAAAUUCCUCUAGGAAAUGUUUCCCCCACCUCAUCCACGAAAUCCCAUUCCCAAAAUUCCUCUGGAAUUCUGGAAACAUUUCCCUCCCCAGCCCCAAAUUUCACCUGGAAUUCUGCUCUGGUAAAACCUCAAAUUUGGUUCCUCUCCCUUCAAGUUUUGCUUCAAUUGUUGGAAAGAAAACCCCAAAAUUCCUCUGGAAUUCUGGAAAUAUUCCAAAUCCCAAAAUUCCCUUGGGAUUCCUCUGCUGAAACAAAAACUUCCAUUUUCUGCUGCCUUUUUGCUCCCCCUAAAAAUUGGUUUUAUUUAAACCCCAAAAUUCCAAUUCCGGUUUAUUUUGAAUUCCCUGGAUUUGGAGGAAGAUUUGAAGCAUUCCAGGUGCUGUUUGUGGGAUCCCUGUGGAUUCCAGGAGUUGGGAAUGGAAUUUUUAUUCCCCUUUUUUUUUUUUUUUUUUUUUUUUGCUGGGGGGAUUGAUUUGUGUUUUUCUGGGAAUUCAGGAUCUGAUUUUCUUCUCCCAAAAAAAAGGAGGAAAAAUGAAAUUUCAAGCUCUCCCUCAGGAUAAAAUCUGGGAAUAAAUCCUUGAUUUUCCAAGCUGCAAUUCCAUGGAUUUCUGGAAAACCAUUGGAAUUUAAAGGUUGGCAGUUUUUCCAUAAAGAUCUUGGUUUUUAAUAAAAAUUCCUGGAUUUUUGGGGAGUUCUCCUGUUUUUCCUGGAGAUUCCAAGGCCAUGGAGCGUCCCGAGGAGUGGGCGUGGCUGCGUCAUGCCGUGGUUUAUUCCUAAUAAACAUCCCUGAAACA